Messenger RNA from Panicum hallii, 1799 nucleotides. Its product is annotated as probable sugar phosphate/phosphate translocator At1g48230. Gene Ontology annotation, cellular component: Golgi apparatus; trans-Golgi network; endosome. Bases 190 to 1329 code for a protein of 379 amino acids. Gene Ontology annotation, molecular function: antiporter activity. The transcript is spliced from 9 exons. The record is from RefSeq and is a predicted model, not a curated record. Lineage: Eukaryota; Viridiplantae; Streptophyta; Magnoliopsida; Poales; Poaceae.
UGGCCCUCGGCCCGACAUCCCCUGCCUCCUCCUCCCGUCCCCCACCCAUCUCCGAUCUGAUUCCUUCCAGCCGACGCCUCCGCAUCCUCCUCCCCGGCGCCGCCAUUCACUCGCCGCCCGGCCAGCUACUGCGACCCCCGAGCACCGAGUUGGGGGCGGGCGGCGCGGCGCGGCCGCGGCGCGGGGAAGAUGAUCAGCAGGCAGCUCGUGCUGACCUACCUCUACCUGCUGAUCUACGUGUGCCUCUCGUCGGGCGUCAUCCUGUUUAACAAAUGGGUCCUCUCUCCAAAGUACUUCAAAUUUCCCUUCCCUAUCACCCUUACAAUGAUUCACAUGGCGUUUUCUGGAAUCGUGACAUUCUUUCUUGUCCGAGUUUUUAAGGUUGUUGCACCUGUCAAGAUGACUUUCAAUAUAUAUGCCACAUGUGUAAUUCCAAUUAGCGCCUUCUUUGCUUCAAGCCUGUGGUUUGGCAACACAGCAUACUUAUAUAUUUCUGUGGCCUUCAUCCAGAUGCUCAAGGCCUUGAUGCCUGUAGCAACAUUUAUAAUGGCUGUUUUAUGCGGUACUGACAAAUUAAGAUGGGACCUCUUCUUGAACAUGGUAUUGGUCAGUGUUGGUGUAGUAGUUUCAUCAUAUGGCGAGAUUCACUUUAAUGUGAUCGGAACAUUAUACCAAGUAACUGGCAUUUUUGCGGAAGCCCUCAGGCUGGUCCUAACACAGGUCCUUCUCCAAAAGAAGGGUUUAACCCUGAACCCUAUUACAAGCCUCUAUUACAUAGCCCCUUGCAGUUUUAUCUUCUUGUUUAUUCCAUGGUAUUUGCUGGAAAAGCCUGAAAUGGACGUGUCGCAAAUUCAAUUCAAUUAUUCAAUAUUUUUUUUGAAUGCGCUCUCUGCAUUCGCUUUGAACAUUUCAAUAUUCCUAGUUAUUGGAAGAACCGGAGCUGUCACCAUUCGAGUUGCUGGUGUUCUGAAGGACUGGAUACUUAUUGCUCUCUCAACCAUCAUCUUUCCUGAAUCUGUUAUUACAAGCCUCAACAUAAUUGGAUAUGCAGUUGCUCUCUCUGGUGUUGUCCUGUACAAUUAUUUGAAGAUGAAAGAUGUGAAAGCAAACCAGCUUCCAGCAGAUAACAAUCCUGAUAGAUCUACAAAGGACAAGAAGGCGUUAAAUACAUACAGGCCUGACAAUUCCAUGGACAACAAUGACGGGACUGUCAUAGGAGGCCUGGCAUCAGAAGCAGCAGCAGCAGUUGAUGAGGAAGCCCCUUUGAUCCCUUCUGCACGCAUCUCCUAUGUUACACGGACCCAAACAGGCAGCUUCAGUAACAGAUGACAAUGGUUUACCUAUUUGUUUGGGCUGACCAUCAUAUAUUUUGUCCGGGCGAAUCAGAAAGAGGUGCAUACACGUGCGGAAAUGGCUGUUUAAGAAGCUCCGGCGAGUAGUCUCUCACGCACCUCGUCUCAUACCAUGUCGCCUGGAUGUCUCCUCUAGGUGUACCCCUUUCCCUAGGCGUGGAUUCUUUGGGGAGAUACCUAGUGGUGAAUUAGAUAAGUUGAAGAGGUAGGCCAUAACUUUUGCUUAGUAUUUGGAGAAGUAUGUAGGGCCGCGUGAUGGACACAUUAUUCCUUAUCCGAGCAUAUGGAAAUGUUGUCAAACCAUAGAUGUUGUAAAGCACUAUAUAUAGGUUCUAAUUUUAAUUGUACCUUUUGUUUCCUUUCCGUUCACUGUUGCAUUCGGUACUAGCGUACUGCCAAGUGUGAAUCCGGCAAAUUGUGCAGUUGGUUAGCAGAUGUUCGUCUGUA